AUGCCUCGCAAAAUGAAGAACAAGGCCGUUGUGCCUUCAGAAGAGCCUCCAACCAAGCGCACCAAGCUUUUCGACGAAGACGCCGCUUCAGACGACGAUGCUGUUAAUCUCACCAUCAACGAGGAAUUUGCCAAACGCUUCGAACACAACAAGAAGCGUGAAGAGAAGCAACGACUCGAGGAAAAGUAUGCAAACGAAGACUCGGACGAAGAAUCAUCCACCGACGAGGAUGAAGAUGACGCCGCCGAACUAGCCACUGCCGACCUGGACAACGAAAUCUUUGCUACCCUCAACGCAAUCAAGAAGAAGGAUCCUCGUGUCUACGACCCCAAGGUCACCUUUUACACUCCUUUCGAAGCCGACCAAGCCAAUGAUGAUGGUACCAAGAAGGAAAAGCCUCUGUACCUGGCAGACUACCAUCGCCAAAACCUCCUCAAUGGCAACGCAGAGGUCGACGAGGAGGAAGACGCUCCCCCACAAACAUACGCUCAAGAGCAACAAGCCCUCAAGGACGACCUGAUCAACCAGAUGCAUGCUACUGCUGAGGAAGAAGCCGACGACGAAGAUGACUUCCUUGUCAAGAAGCCAGGUCAGACCCGUGCUGCCAACGAUGCCCCUCGCCCGCAAAUCACCGAGCGCGACAUUCAAGUCGCCGACAAGGACCCCGAGACUUUCUUGUCGAACUUUAUGCAAUCGCGUGCAUGGGUCCCUGAUGAGAAGUCUCGCUUCGAUGCCUUCGAUUCCGACGACUCCGAGGACGAGAGACGUGCCGAGAUGUUCGAAGAUGCCUACAAUAUGCGUUUCGAGGACCCUACCAAGGCCAAUGAGAAGCUCAUGACCUUCUCUCGUGAUGUCGCCAAGCUGAGUGCUCGUAGAGAGGAGAAGAGUGGUAGAAAGAAGCAACGUGAGAAGGAACGCGAAAAGAAGGAGGCUAUCAAGCGUGAACGCACAGAGGAGAAGGCUAGACUCAGAAAGCUCAAGAUUGACGAGGUUGAAGAGAAGGUCAAGAAGAUCAAGGAGGCUGCUGGUCUCAAGAACCAGGCUCUCGAUCUUGGCGAGUGGAAGCAAGUGCUAGACGAAGACUGGGACGACGAUCACUGGGAACAAGAGAUGAAACGUCGCUUCGGUGACAAUUAUUACUCCGAGAAGGACGCCAUUGUCGAGGAUGAUGCCGACGAGGAAGAGGAAGAAGAUGCAGACAAGACAAAGAAGCCGCAUAAACCAAAGUGGGACGACGACAUUGACAUCAAUGAUCUCGUGCCCGAGUUUGACGAAGAGGCAGAGGCGGCAAAGCUCAGAGGUGAAUUGGCCGGGUCUGAUGAGGAGGAAGAUGAUGCAGAAGACAACGCAGACGAAGACGACGACAACAUCAUCGCUCCCGAUGGCGUUCAACGCAAGACCAAAAAGGACCGACUCAAGGAGGCCGCCGACAAGAGACGUGUUGCUCGUAAAGAGCGCAUGGCUAUUGAGGAGCUUGUUGACGCAGAUUUGACCGGUGAUCUCCCCGUCUCUACGAAGACAUCUGGAUUCCGUUAUCGCGAGACCUCGCCAACAUCAUUCGGUUUGACUGCGCGCGAUAUCCUCUUUGCCGACGACACUGCACUGAACGAGUAUGCCGGUCUGAAGAAGCUGGCUACCUGGCGUGACGAGGACAAGAAAAAGAAGGAUAAGAAGAAGCUGGGCAAGAAGGCUCGUCUACGACAAUGGCGCAAAGAAACCUUUGGCACCGAAGAAGGCUUUACUGGCGGCUUCAAGGAGUUUUUGGGUGAGGAGGCACCAGCACAGAGUAGUGCAGGAGCUGAAGGUGGAAGCAGAAAGAGAAGAGGAAAGAAGCGCAAGGCUGAAGCAUGA
Molecule: messenger RNA, 1851 nt
Organism: Aureobasidium pullulans EXF-150
Lineage: Eukaryota; Fungi; Ascomycota; Dothideomycetes; Dothideales; Saccotheciaceae
Product: Krr1-domain-containing protein
Exons: 2
Coding region: 1-1851 (616 amino acids)
Biological process (GO): endonucleolytic cleavage in ITS1 to separate SSU-rRNA from 5.8S rRNA and LSU-rRNA from tricistronic rRNA transcript (SSU-rRNA, 5.8S rRNA, LSU-rRNA)
Cellular component (GO): 90S preribosome; nucleolus
Source: RefSeq, a predicted model, not a curated record